AUGAAAGAUGAGUUGGAGAAAAAGAAGAAUAGUUUGAUUUCUCUUGAAAAGGAGGCAGAUGAUUUUUUUAAGAUAUCGGAGAAGAGGCUCCAAGAUGCAACACUUAAAGCUGACGAAGAUACUGAGGCGGCUGCUAAGGAUCUGCUGGAGCUUCUUGAUUCCAUGGCUGAAUAUAAAGAGUUUAUGGAAACAACAAUUGCUCAGAGGAGGAAGGAACUCUAUGAAACUGCUGAUUAUAUAGCAGGCCUGUUCGCUGGAACUUCUUAG
Molecule: messenger RNA, 267 nt
Organism: Miscanthus lutarioriparius
Lineage: Eukaryota; Viridiplantae; Streptophyta; Magnoliopsida; Poales; Poaceae
Source: the annotation of a GenBank genome assembly